Molecule: messenger RNA, 2571 nt
Organism: Brassica napus (rape)
Lineage: Eukaryota; Viridiplantae; Streptophyta; Magnoliopsida; Brassicales; Brassicaceae
Product: zinc finger BED domain-containing protein RICESLEEPER 2-like
Exons: 4
Coding region: 1-2409 (802 amino acids)
Molecular function (GO): DNA binding; protein dimerization activity
Source: RefSeq, a predicted model, not a curated record
AUGGGAUCAUCCAGAGACGAUUCAGAAGAGCAAUUCAGUUUGAAUACUGACUACUCGCCACCAGCUACCUGUGACUUGGGGACUCAGCAACUCAUUGCCAGACUUGCUGCAGAAGAAGAAAUGAAUGAUCUGAGAGCUGAUGAGGCUGAUGAUGGAAAGAAGCAAGCACGGAAAAGAAAGUUGAUUAGUCUGGUCGAUUCAGAAGAAGAAUCUGAUGUUGAAAUCACACCUCCAACCCAAUCAACCAAGCCUCGCAGACAAACAACUUAUGGAACAGCCAAGCGGAAGCCCAUGUUACAAUCCACUCUGGAUGGUGGUAGUGGCUCGUCCGCACGGGCUCGUAGUCAGAAGAAUGUUCCGUUGAAAGCCCUGAUUAGGGGAGGAAGAAGAAAGGCAUCAACUCAGCCCUUGUCUAGUGAGGCGCGAAAAAAGAAGGGCUCCUCUAGUCGGUCGCAGAAGAAUAAGAAGAAGAUUGAUGAGGAUAUACCGGAUUUUGAUGAUGAUUUCGAAGAAGUUGAGUUGGAUGAGGCUGAAAUCAAUUUGGAAGAGAUGGAGAAUAGGCAAUGGUCAGACGUUUGGAAGGAUUUCACUGUGGUUGAAAAACCAAAUGGAGAUUUGAAAGCUGUAUGCAAUCAUUGCAAGAAUGAGUAUGCGUGGUAUUCUCACUCGCAUGGAACAAGUGGGUUGAGGAGACAUCGAGGGAGAUGUAAAAUGUACCCAAGGAAUGGAGGAAGGCAGCAACAACUCAAUACCGAGGGUAAAGUAGUAGCUCGCAAGUACGAUCAUACUGUGUUUAGGCAGUUGGUAGCAAAGACAAUUGUCCAGCAUGAUCUACCAUACUCUUACGUGGAGUAUGAAAGAGUGAGAGAGACAUGGAAGUAUUUGAAUGUUGAUGUCCAAUUCAUCUGUCGAAACACGGCGAAAUCAGAUGUUUAUCGUUUGUAUGAAAGCGAGAGAGAGACACUGAAACGUGAGUUAGCGAGUCUUCCUGGACGAGUCUCCUUCACUUCCGACUUGUGGACAUCACUGAAACGUGAAGGAUACAUGUGUGUGACAGCACAUUACAUUGAUCGGAAUUGGAAGUUGAACAGCAAGAUCCUGUCAUUUAGUGCUCUACCACCACCACAUAACGGAAUGAGUGUUGCGGUUCACCUUCUUGAGUCGCUGCAAGAGUGGGGUCUCGACAAGAAGGUUUUCUCUAUCACAUUGGAUAAUGCUUCAAGUAAUGACUCGAUGCAAGACAUAGUCAAAUCGCAGCUGUUUGCAAGAUGGUUGAAGGUUAUUGGAGGCGCUUUGCACAAAGUUAGAGAGAGUAUUAAGUAUGUGCUAGCAUCGGAAGCGCGGGAAGAGUUGUUUGAAAAAUGCGUGAAUGCUGCAGGCAUAACUGAAAACGCGGGUCUGAUCUUGGAUGUGCAGACAAGAUGGAACUCGACUUACUUUAUGCUUGAAAGAGCCAUCAAGUUCCGUAAAGCUUUUGUUAAGUUGGAGACAUUUGAUAAGAGAGGUUAUAAAGUGGCGCCUACAGCUGAGGAAUGGACGCGAGCUGAUAAGAUAUGCCAAUUUUUGUGCCCUUUCGCAGAGAUCACAAAACUGAUGUCAGGUGCUAAUUACCCCACCUCGAACUUGUAUUUUUAUCAAGUUUGGUCCAUCCAUGAGUGGCUUCAAAUGAAUGAGUGCAGCGAGGAUGAGAUCGUCCGAAAAAUGGUGCCACCAAUGAAAGAGAAAUUUGAUAAGUAUUGGGAUGAAGUUAGUGGUGUUUUUGCAAUGGCAGCAGUCUUUGAUCCACGUUUCAAGCUUUCAAUUGUGGAGUGUUGCUUAGGGAAGCUUGACAUGAGUACACGUGAUGUGAAGUUGAAGAACUUGCGCCAGAAGCUGAGUAUUUUGUUCGAGUCUUACGACAAAAAAUCCAAGGCUAACUCACCGUCUACGGAGCCACGUGAGACGGUUCCACAAAAUGUCACUUCUGCAGGUUCCAUGGGACUGUUUGGAAACUACCAAGAAUUCUUUAAAUUUCGCAAAGUCAACGGAGCUGCUACUGGAAAGACAGCUCUAGAAGCUUAUCUUGAUGAACCUCCUUUGGACAUUGAUAGUUUAGAGAGCUUGGACAUUCUCCAAUUCUGGAAAACUAACACUCAUCGUUAUGGUGAUUUGGCUGCAAUGGCUUGUGAUCUGCUCAGCAUUCCUAUCACAACAGUGGCUUCAGAGUCCUCCUUUAGUAUUGGAUCGCGAGUUCUUAACAAAUACCGGAGCCGUUUACUCCCAAAAAAUGUGCAAGCUCUGAUAUGCACUAGGAAUUGGAUCAAAGGAUAUGAGGCUUAUGAACAUGAAGACGAAAUUGAUCCUGCAGAGGAGACAUUACCAUCUUUUGACUCCAUUGCCAAUGAAGAAAAUGAUGAUGCGGAAGUCUGAUAUUUUUAUUGAUUUGCUGUUUUGUUUUGUUUCAAUUUCUUGGAUUUGUUUGACUACAAUGCUUGGGUUUUUUUUGGCUUUAUUACAUUGGUGUUUUGGUUAAGACAAUAUGAAAAUCCAAUUGCUUUUCUUUUUGUUAUCAACAAAGUGACUUUGCAAUCA